AUCAUUUUCUAACCUAUGAUUACACAUAACCUAUAAAAUUGUUUAUAUCUUGUUAUAAGUGCUUAAUUUAUAAGAAUAUAUUAAAAUAUGGGUGAUUACGAAGAGUUCACAGCCGAAGAGCUAGAAUUACCUCCUUGCAAAUAUGAAUACCUCGACCACACCGCAGACGUACAAAUCCAUUCAUGGGGUGAAACACUUAAAGAAGCCUUCGAACAAGCUGGUGUUGCCAUGUUUGACUACAUGACUGAACUUGGUACAGUCGAGAUAGUUCAAUCAGUUGAAAUAGAGGCUGCAGGUUCAGAUUUAAACAACCUGUUAUAUAAAUUUUUAGACGAACUAUUAUUCACGUUCAGCGUGGAGCCUUUUCUGACUUGUAGGAAAUUAGUUAUCACAGAAUUUAAUGUGAAUGUGGCCGAGGGUGAAGAUAUGACUUUGAAAUGUAAAUGUUAUGGUGAAGAGUUUCAACUUGGGAAGCAUCCACAAGGAACAGAAGUGAAGGCCAUAACAUAUGCAUCAAUGCAAAUUAUUGAUGAACCUGAUAAAAAGAAAGAAAUAUUUGUAAUUAUUGAUAUUUAAAUUAAGUUUGUUUUUAUUUUUUUUAUAAUAAAUUAUUUUAAAUAUUUGAAA
Messenger RNA from Aethina tumida (small hive beetle), 627 nucleotides. Its product is annotated as protein archease-like. The record is from RefSeq and is a predicted model, not a curated record. Gene Ontology annotation, biological process: tRNA splicing, via endonucleolytic cleavage and ligation. The transcript is spliced from 3 exons. The coding region runs from base 88 to 576 and encodes 162 amino acids. Gene Ontology annotation, cellular component: tRNA-splicing ligase complex. Lineage: Eukaryota; Metazoa; Arthropoda; Insecta; Coleoptera; Nitidulidae.